Molecule: messenger RNA, 981 nt
Organism: Chilo suppressalis (striped riceborer)
Lineage: Eukaryota; Metazoa; Arthropoda; Insecta; Lepidoptera; Crambidae
Source: the annotation of a GenBank genome assembly
AUGAUAAUACCCUUCUCCCCCUACAGAUGCGAGAGUGGUUUUUCAACUUUAGUUACCUCCAUUAAAAACUUUGAGAUGCGCUUUAAUCUACACGUGCCUCAUCGGACUCCUGUCAUCGUCACCAUUACCAGCUGUAUCUUGCGAACACCAGCUGCUGUCUCUCUCGACCAUCAGCUGCUGCCUCGCCCGACCAUCAACUACUGCCUCUUACGACCUCCAGCUGCAUUUCCUGCCCAACAGCAACUGCCUCUCCUGACCACCAAGUGCUGCUUCUCCCGACCACCGGCUUCUGGACCUCCCGACCACCAGCUGCUGCCUCGCCCGACCAUCAACUGCUGCCUCUCCCGACCUCCAGCUGCAUUUCCUGUCCAACAGCAACUGCCUCUCCUGACCACCAAGUACUGCUUCUCCCGACCACCGGCUUCUGGACCUCCCGAUCACCAGCUGCUGCCUCGCCCGACCAUCAACUGCUGCCUCUCCCGACCUCCAGCUGCAUCUCCUGUCAAUCAGCUUCUGGACCUCCCGACCACCAGCUGCUGCCUCGCCCGACCAUCAACUGCUGCCUCUCCCGACCUCCAGCUGCAUCUCCUGCCCAUCAGCUACUGCCUCUCUCGACCACCAGCUGCUGCCUCUCAUGACCACCAGCUGCUGCCUCACCCGACCAUCAACUGCUGCCUCUCCCGACCUCCAGCUGCAUCUCCUGCCCAUCAGCUACUGCCUCUCUCGACCACCAGCUGCUGCCUCUCCCGACCACCAGCUGCUGCCUCACCCGACCAUCAACUGCUGCCUCUCCUGACCUCCAGCUGCAUCUCCUGCCCAUCAGCUACUGCCUCUCUCGACCACCAGCUGCUGGAUCUCCCGACCACCAGAUGCUGCCUCUCCCGACCAGCAGCUGCUGGAUCUCCUGUUUACCAGAUGCUGCCUCUCCCGACCAUCAGCUGUUGCAUCUCCGAACCACCAGUGGUGUCUGCCGGCCAGUAG